Molecule: messenger RNA, 6907 nt
Organism: Zeugodacus cucurbitae (melon fly)
Lineage: Eukaryota; Metazoa; Arthropoda; Insecta; Diptera; Tephritidae
Product: endothelin-converting enzyme 1
Exons: 1
Coding region: 1308-3398 (696 amino acids)
Biological process (GO): protein processing
Cellular component (GO): plasma membrane
Molecular function (GO): metalloendopeptidase activity
Source: RefSeq, a predicted model, not a curated record
GUUAGGAAAAUUUUCAAAAAUAUUCGAGAGUCUGGAAACAAUCGAAUUCGUUAGAAAUGGAUAUAUUAGAAUUGAUUUGAAGUGUAACGAGUGAUCCCUUAGAUGUGUUGGAGGAUAGCUCUAGACUUGCAGCUUUUAUUUGCUUUAUACUGGCAUUUUUUAUUACUCCUUCGUUUCAUGUGGUUUCUACUUCGGAAUCAUUGACGUAAAGCUUCGCAUUAGCCAAAUUAUUAGCUGACUGCUGGGAAACUCCAAAUAUUCUGUGAUGUCAGGGUAUCUUGAAGCUUGCUAUUAAGAAUGCGUAGGAACUAAGAGUAAAAACUCGUUUUACUUUUCAUUCGUGAGAUUCACAUAAAUUUUUUGCAAAAUAAUUUGCGAAUGCUCUGUCAUUGCACAUAAUUGUAUUCAUGGACUCUCUAAAUGAACUUUUUAAAUACUCGCUCAUCGCAAUUAAAUACGAAUUUAACUAGUUUAAUAUGCGCAAUUUUAGAAUAGCCUAUCAGAUAAGCUUUGCCAUUUUCAAUAUCAUUGGUUAUACAUAUGUAGAUAUAUUUGAGCACAUUUCGCCGCUUUGUUUGUGGAGUUUCAAAGGUUCGGUUGCUGCUCAGACAGAUCUUAAUGCCGAGGACGACCUCAGUGCGAAAAUGUGGCGAAAUAAUAUAUGAAGGAUGGGCGGGGGUGUACUCGUAUUGUUAACAAACCUUGAAUUGUAUAUGGAUAACUAAUUUCUAUCCGACGCCGACGGAUAUGAUUUGGGAAGAACCAAACCACUUAUGGUGAACUGUUUCGAUGUCUUCGAUGUUACUUACAUUUAAGUUACCUCAAUCUCACCACAGAUACAUGAGUGUUUGUUUAUGGAUAUACAUAUGAAUUUAUGAAAAAUAGGCCCUAAUGAGCAUUUUGUGGUGGUCGACCGCGCAUUAUAAAUUUAAUUGCAAACUCGUCUCACAUUUAUGGUGGAGCGUCUACAAACAGACAUGCAAACAGUUGUAUAUUCACAGGUAGAAUAGUUCAGUUGCGUGUGUGCUUGCUCACUUUCAUAAAUUCUAUUUCUAUUCGAAUUUGGGCCAACCGAACGCCAACAACAAUGAUUUUGGCCAAUGAGCCGAUGGAUAUCAGUUGGGCGAAAUUAGAGAAAAUCCAUAUAAACCAAAAACGCAAGCUCGAGUGGUGGCUCAGAAGUACUUAAGCUUUCGUGGUGUGCAGAAGCGUCAGCACUUUGUGAAUUCACAUAGAACCGAACGGAACAGAACAGAACAUACCAAAUUGUUAAGCGGCAGAUAUUCAAAACAGCAUUAAGCGUAGAAAUGUCAUCAGCAUGUCAUGGUCUAUUAGCGUUGCUGAUCAUUACGCUAAUCGUCGAUUGCCCAUGGCCCUGGCCUACACGUGUAACGCAAGCGAUGAGCAUUCCAACGGAACGACCGGGCCAUACAGAGUCAAAACUAAAUGAUACGGGCAGCGCGCUCUUCCAGUUGCCCACACAAAUGGACGAGUACGCUGUUCUGGAAGAGUUGGGCAGGCUCACAUUAGCCAGCAUGAACCAGAGCAUGGAUCCGUGCGAGGACUUUUACGAAUACGCUUGCGGCAAUUGGAAGCAGGCCGAAUUGGUGCCGGCGCAUUCGCGAAAUAACUCAUUUCUGAACGCCAUGCAGUAUUCGGUUAAUGAAAUGCUGACUCAAUACUUGAAAAAUGCCACCGAGAAGGAAUUGAAACUGGAUAACGCGGAGUCGAAGGCGAAGACGUUUUUCGCAUCUUGCAUGCGCAUGAGCAAGGACAUGUCCGUGGGCUAUAAACUGCUAUUGGAGACGGACGAAUUCGCCUUCAACUUGAAUGAAAAGCAAGAAUCGAAUGAGACAUUCGAUUGGAUCAACUUGAACUUCUUGUCUCCCUAUGGCAUGUAUGCCUUGCUGCCUCUUAAGAUACACUAUGACACAGAGAGUCGCAAGUUCGAUGUGCUGCUGAGCACCUCGGGGAAGGUGCUGGGCAACUCAGAUGUCAUCGACAUUAAGAAUCUAACGAGAGAUUUCAAAAUUGAGGGCGAAGAAGAACUUCGGCAAUUCAAUGGCGAAUUUCAGGCUGUCAUCGAUUUUGAAAAGAAUCUUACGAUGCAUACGAAUCGGCGGAACCAAACAGAGGAGCUCACCUUGGGCGAAUUCAAAUUGAAGUACAAGGACAACAUGUUGAACUGGACACGUUACUUCGACAUAGCUUUCAAUGGCAGCGCGAAGAAUGACUGGAUUAUACAAAAUACCAUCGCGAAUGUGGACCCGCUUGUGAAUUUCUUGCAAAAAACUGACUUGGAUACUCUGAGGAGUUAUCUGAGAUGGCGCACAAUUGUCAAAUUCUAUUAUAUAUGGAAGUACGAGACGAGCGAUAAGUCCACGGAGAAUAACUGCCGUGAUCUCACGGGUCAGUACUUCAAUUACGCACUGCUCCCUUGGUUCAUAGACAAUGUUUACGAUGCCGAUCGACGGGAAGAUAUUUUACAACUAGCCAAACACAUUAAAGAAACCUUCUACGAUUUCUUGGGCAAGUAUACGUGGUUGGAUGAUGAAACGCGUUCGGGUGCGAAGACGAAGCUGCGUGCCAUGGACAUUACUGUCGGCUACUCGGAUGAAAUGCGUAAUCGUGACGUCAUCAACCAUGUGUACGAAGACGUGCAGAUUGGCGACAAUUGGUACAAGAAUUUACAAGUGGUCGAGAAGAACCGUGCCAGAGUGCGUAUGCGCUCGGUUAAUAAGGCAAUAAUACCACCACUUAUGUCAACGCGCGAUGUGAACGCCUACUACGCGGACUUUCUGAAUUUGGUCUUCAUAGGCAUCGGUAUCUCGCAAGCGCCAUUCUAUCACUUGAAAUAUCCUGCUUCAAUCAAAUUUAGCGGUAUUGGUAACAUCAUUGGUCACGAGAUGGCGCAUGGCUUUGAUUCCUAUUGCUACCAAUAUAACUACGAUGGCAAGAAGCUUAACUGGUGGACCGAGGCGUCUUUGCGCAAUUUCAAGGAGCGCUAUCGCUGCUUGGAGUCACAGUACAACAAAUAUGUAUUCCACGGCGUGCUAACGAAUGGCACUCUCACUUCCGGUGACAACAUUGCAGACAACGUGGGCACGCGGAUCUCCUAUCAGGCAUACCUGAAUAGUUAUGGCAAACUGGAUGGGGACAAGAAGCCCAUACCCGGUGUGAACUUGACCAACAAGCAAUUAUACUUUUUGAAAUUUGCCCAAACAUGGUGCACUGGCAAAGAUGACGCCUCCAAGGUGCGACGCAUGAAGACCGACGUGCACGCUUACGAGGAGUUCCGAGUCAUUGGAACUCUGCAAAAUAUGCCGGAGUUCAGUGAGGUGUACAAGUGUAAAUUAGGUUCGGACAUGAAUCCGUUAAAGAAAUGUGUGAUUUGGUGAAUGGACAACGAGAGAAUAAAGUGAAAAAUGAAACAACAAUAACCAUAUAAGAGUAGUUACAUAAUAUUGAAAUAAGUUUCUCUUGGGUUUCUCAAAGAUAUUUUCUGUGUUGGUUUUUUAGUUUGAUGAAGCCGUCAAAUUUCAAAAUUCAAAAUGAAUUUUUACUGCAAAGGCUCCUCCGGUGUAUAAUAAUAAAAAUUAUCUUUCGAAGGAGCUGAUGCAGUAUAAUGCACCUUUUUCGCGAGUCUACCGACAUCAUUUUAGAUGUACAAAAUCCCUUUGUUUCACAUAGUGUAACUCUAUUGGUAACGGAUUUCUCAGAACAAUGGGACUUCUCAGCGGCAACAAAUCCAUAAAAGAAGAGUCAUAAUCAAUAUUACAUGCAUGCUCACAUACACAGGGAACAGGUGAGAAGGUUGUCACAUGAGGCACUGAGUUGAAACGAAUGAAAACAAUUAGAAGAUUUGGCAUUAUUAAUUGUCAGCCUAGCAGCAGGUAAGUGCUCUUCAGAAAUCUACGAAACAAUACUGCACAACAACAACAGUCGGCAUAACAUUUAGCCGAGAUUUCAGUAUUUAACGGUAUACUUUUGUCGAGUAGUGCACAAUUAGAUUGCUUAACCCAAACAUUUAAGUAAAAUUCUUCUUUAAAAGCGAAUUUUCUUUUUAUAUAUGUAUGUACGUAUGUAUCUGUGUGUAUUUGCGCUCAUGCGUGCCUUCGUUCGAAAUCUCCGUUGCAUAGAACUCCUGUGCGCAUAAUAAUUUAUUGACUUACAAAAGACAGCCAACCGGCUGCAGUUAUCUGCCAAACUAACGGAUUUUAUGGUCUUUCAGUGUGUUUCGGCGCCAGAGUUCUCAUUAGUGACUGCGUCGAGAUGGGUUUUACCUGCUCGCCGAUUUAAAUCUAACACUAACUGUGUGCCUUUUUGACUUAUUGCUCACUUUCUUUUUAAGCCGAAAGAUCAUCGUGUAUAUUCGUUAGUCAUUUGCAUUUUCGUUCAGUUUGUCAGAAACUCAUCAUAGUUGGACGUGAUUGUAGUUUCGGUUUUCCCUCCUUCCAUGUGCUCUUGAUUGCAAAGAGAUUUGUUUUAAUAUAAAUUAGCAAAAAGUGCAGUUUGAGUAAAUGAAUUAGAACGAAUUUCGUACUUGUAGAGAUCGGCCUGCCUUUAGGCUGCCCGAACUCAAACAACCGGCAGCUAGUGCCUUGUGGUGUCGUAGUUGCACUUGGCUGUAGAGUAGGCUUCGCGGCCCAGCAACAACAUGUUACCUUAAUUACAUGCACAGCCUCUGAGUUGGUCAGCGGCUUCCAUGGGAAUCAGGGCCAACCGGCCAUAUACCGGCAUACAGGCCGGUGUAUGAUCUUUCCGAUCGUCGGUGAACAAAUGGGCGUUAGCGCAGCCGCAACCAUGUCGCAGUUGCGGACGCAGAAGCCGAGCAAGCGGCAGCUUGGGAACGGACACAUGGACGAACAAUCAGGCAGAGCUGACUGCCGCGGAUGCGAUCUUCCCAGAGUAAUGGCCGCAGCAGCAGCUGCCAUAAUAUUGCAAUAUGAAAUGGUGAAUUAUGAAAAUCGUUCAGAACCGUUUGUUGGGCCAAGCGGAGCGGGCAGCAAAGAAGCGGCGUCAAAAACGCAAAAUAAGCUCAGCAUCAUGAGGCCACAUAAUGCAUGCAACUGUGGCUGCCGAUUUUCUUAUUUUAUUAAGUGGAGAUGAUCAAUUUAAAUAUUUCCUUCGCUGGUGCCUACACGAACGCGUCGCCCCUGACCUUGCUGCCAUGCCGUGGCUUGUUCCAUCGACCGCCUGCGCAUCCAUCUCGUGGCCCGGGUUAAUGGAGUGUUCCCAACCGAUGUAUGGAAGCAAUAUUUACGUGGUCAGUGGCAAUUGAGCACAAAAUAUGGUUGGACAUGCUUGUUGUUGCUAUUGUUAUUAUUAUUAUCAUCAUUGUUGUUGUUGUUGUAGCUGCUGCUGGUGCUGUAGCAGCUAUUGCUGUUGUCUCAGUAAACGCCCUGACGUUACGCCCGCUCGUACUGCCGCACUAUGGAAGCACCUACCACAACAAAGAACGCUAAGCGAAAACAUUUUAGCGGACCUCAUGAAACCACAACAACAACAACAGCAACAGCUACGUCCGAUCGCACGCAGCAAGUGUUGCAUGCGAUUUCGACAAAUAUUCACUCGUGUGUGUGUGUGUGUUUGUGCGCUCGCGCACUCCUGCCCGCGAUUAUCUAAAUUGCAUACGAAAUUAUUUUAAUUAAAAAUCUAAUUUAGCAUUUUGUUUUUGGGCCUGUGAAAGAUGUUUAACAUAUUAGAGUCAGGAGAGACUACGGGUAUUACAGCGGGGCGCUCGCGCAACGGCUCAAGUUAUCCACGUCGCAUUGGCCAUAAGGCCGAAUAUGACCAUAUACGCACGAACCAUCUCGUGAAUAUAUACACACAUACGUAUGUAUAUAUCAAGUAUAUGUGAAGAGUAUGCAUAAAAGUAUCGGCGAAUGCCAGCACAUCAACAUAAGGAAAGGGGCAUCUAUAUACCCCGAUAUAUACCGGCAACAAAGUUAGUGUAUUACAAAGUCCCACCCAUGGGAAAGUUUGUGCAGCUUUGCAUCAGGCUAUUAACGCUUUUGCAUUUGAAGCAAACCAUGGAUAGGUUCAAAGCAUCACAAGCUGAGUGACAGCCACAGAGCACACACAGUGACACAUCAAAUGGACACAUUCUUCUAUCUAUAGCAUUUUUGCCUUCAUUUAAAAGAUCUUUGAAAUGGCGAGGUCCUGAUCCGUUGAACCGUUGAAUAUUAAGCUGUGCUUUCAUCCAGACAGCACAUUUCCUUCCUAUUGCAAACCCUACUUACUACCUAAACAUUGAGUUUAUUAUAUUGGUCUAAAUAAAAAGCGGGAAAAUACUUGAACAAAUAGUUUUGAAUUUUUUUGAACUGAGGCACGCAUUCUCAAACGAGUUCUACGGCUUUCAUACACACUCGUGCAUAUACAUAUGUUGCAUGUAAUUAAAAUUUCGCGUCGAAGAGGUGUGAAAAUACGUCAUGUGGUCAGUUGAAUCGAUCAUUUGUCGAUCGACGAGCAUUCGCUGCUCUUACAUUAGCUCCAAUUGAUCGCAGGCCUUCCGCUCCGCUACAAAUGAGUAUGUAUGCGAGUGAUUAAUGAUCGUUGAUUUGAGGUUCUGGUGUAUUUUCCGGUGCAUCCUUUCAACAUUUCCAAAUGCAUUUGUGAGAAUUUACAUGUCUACUAUGCUUAUGUUGCAAUGAAGGUACGAUUAUGCAUGAGUGCAUCAACUGGCUUGGCAUUAGAAUAGGGUAUGAUUGCCAAAUUGCCUGGGAUCAAUUACAAUAUCCUGCUAGUACGUACGAAUACAUGUGUUCACAAUACUUUGUUAUAUAAUAUGCAAGUAUUAUUUUCCUAAUUUGAAUUAAAUACAUGAGAGACUGAAUAUAUUCAUUUGAGCGUUUAUAAGUACGUUCCUAUAAUGAGUGGAUAUGUAAGAGAAUGAGAACGAAUAUUU